This is a messenger RNA of Aphidius gifuensis, 2850 nucleotides long. It is a transcript of the gene Spt, whose product is annotated as serendipity locus protein alpha-like. The record is from RefSeq and is a predicted model, not a curated record. Gene Ontology annotation, molecular function: beta-catenin binding; actin filament binding. Gene Ontology annotation, biological process: cellularization; cell migration; cell-cell adhesion. NCBI's taxonomy places the organism in Eukaryota, Metazoa, Arthropoda, Insecta, Hymenoptera, Braconidae. The coding region runs from base 203 to 2533 and encodes 776 amino acids. Gene Ontology annotation, cellular component: catenin complex; cytoplasm; membrane. The transcript has 4 exons.
GUAAGUUUCUAUUUUUAUAUUUUUUUUAUAUUUAGGGAGAGAGAGAGAGAGUGAAACAACAACAAAACAAAACACCUGUUAUGUUUUUUUUAUAAAUCGCGUUGCCGAGAGAAUUUGUUUACAAACGGCGAUGUUAUAACGAUUUUGUUUAUUUAAAAAAUAACAUCCUAGAUAAAAGGAUUGCAAAUUGAAGUUCAUCAGCAUGUCCCUGAAGACGAAAAGAAUGAAAGAAAUUCUUGAUCCAAUUGCUGCUCAGAUCAACAAGUUGGAGGGUAUAUUAACAAAAAAUGUUGACAAUCCAUUGGAGCUAGAGUCUACAAAAUGUGAGUUGUUAAAACAUUUAAAUUUAUUGUCUGAUAAAUUAAAAAUUGUUUCUAAUGAUGAGGCUAAAGAUUACCAAAAAACAAAAGAAGAUAUAACAGCCAUGAUUGAAGAUUUCUGUUGCUCAAAAAAGAUUUCAAAUGGUGAAAAUAUCAAGGCAACAAGUGCAUCUGAUAUUCUUGAUAAUUUUACAUCAGCUCUACAAUUACUUGAAGAUCUUGAGUGCUUUGAAAUAAAGCAACAACUUCAAGAUGCACUUGAUUAUGUCGCAGAAAUGGGUGAAAUAAAUGAAAUUGAAGAUUUUCAAAAUAUCAAAGAACUUGGUAUAAAUUUACUGGAGACACUAACUCCACUCCAGCUUUAUGGAAAAAAUCUAAUAUCAAAAUUACUUAAAGAUAAAUUAACUCUUUAUAUUUGUCAGUUAUGUACGACAUUUACAAUGCUUGCACAACUUGUUGAAGAACAACACAAUAUAAAUUUACCAAUUUACAAUACAAAAAAAUAUAUUUGUCAACGUGCCUGUUGGUGUCUCAAGAUGAUAAUAAAUAUUUUAGAUAUUAAAAAUCCCCAAGAAGCUGAAGAAGAUGAUGAAGAAAAUAAUUUUGUUUAUAAAAUGGAUCUUGCACUUGAUAUGAUAUCAAAAUUUUCUGGUAAAAAACCAGAUGAACAAAAAAUUUUAAUUGAUGAUUUAUGGAUAGCUAUUGAAGAUGUAUUUUCUCAUGCUAUGGUUAUUGCCCAAGUAUGUCAACCAGAUGAUUUCAAAGCAAUAACAGGUGUAAGCCAAACAAUAAUGUCUGAAUUUGAAAAUUUAAAAGAACAAAUAACAUCAAGUAAAACAGAUGAAAUGUUAAAUAGUCUUCUUAUCAACACAUUUACUGAUGCUUUAUACAGACUUGAAAGAAAAGUUAAUAUAUCUGUUUUAUCGCUAGUCAUGGAAGUAUUUAUGGAUCCAUGUUGUUCAUUAAAAAAACUUGUACAAAUGUGUGGUAAUACACUUGCUGCUGAUAAAAGAAGUAAAAAUGAUUUAAGUAAUGCUAUUGAAAUGUUUGAUCAAGCUACUGAUAAAACAAUGUUAAUUGGUUUAUAUGCAAUAUCAAGUUGUGGUGAUGUUAAUCGUGUUAAUAAAAUUAAAAAUUAUCUUGCAAGUUUAGAAUCACUUGAGGGUGAAUUGGUACCAGCAAUUGUAUCAUUUUAUUUACAUCCAGAUAAUAAAGAAAUUCGUACUGGUGUUAAAUUAUUAGUUAAUCAAUGGAAAAUUGAAAUUAAAAAAUUACAUAAUGCUAUUAAUUUGAUUAUUGAUUCAUCAGCUUAUUGUGAUGUUGUACUUGAUAGUUUACAAAUACGUGUUGCUGCUAUGAAUGAUUGUUUGGAUAAUCAUUUUGUUAUUAGUAAAAUUCAAGUACAAGAAAUUGUACAAAGAGCAUGUACAUUGGUAACUCAAGUUACUGAUACUGUUGAUGACAUUGGACAUGAUAAUAUUGAACAACAAACCAAGAUGACUAUUCGUGAAUUAAAAGCUGCUAUUUUUGAAAUUGUUGCUGCAUCUGAAAAAUAUUUAAAUGGAAUUGUGACAGAACCAGUUCAGUUGAAAGUCAUAAAACGUUGUGAAUUAUUGAUAAGUGUUAUUAAAAAUUUACAGCCAGCUUUGAUUAUUCUUAUGAAUAAUUCUCAUUCAAUCAAGAGUAUCAAUGAAAAAUCACAAAGUCAUGCUAUAAAUUAUUGCAAUGGAUCAAGAUUAAAUGUUGGAUCAUCAAUUUGUAAGUUGCCAUUUGAUGGGAAGAGUAUAACUUAUGUUCGAACACCUUAUACUGUUAAAAAUUUUAAACCUCAUGUAUCAAUUCAACGAGGUGAUUCACCUGCAAAGUUGCCAGUAAAUAUGUCCAGUUUGAUACCAUAUAUUAAAAAAGGAUAUACCUUAAGAAAUGAAAGAUCAAUCAUGUACAAGACACCACAAAAAACAGGAAAUAAAAAACAACAAAGUACUAAUAAAAAUAGUGAAUUUAAUUCACGUAAUUUGUCUUGUAUUAGACAACAUUUAUUUAGUCGUGAUAGUAUUGAUCAACAUGACAGUUUGGAUUUAUCAAAUGAAAGCUUUGAUCUUACAAAUAUACUUGAAAAAAUAACUGGACUAUCAAGCUCACUCAAUUCAACAAUUAAAGCUCCAAUUAAUGAUCCAAAAACUUACAUAGAUUUACCAAAAAAAAAAUUAUAAUAACAUAUUUUAAAAGUAUCAAGACAACAAGUGUGUUGAUCCACUUGAUAAAUUGAAUGAUGUUUAAAAAAAAAAUAUUAAAAUACUUUUAAAGUAUCAAUUAAUAUACCUGAUGAAGAAAUCCGUCCAUUAAUUAAUAAUUAAAAAUUUAUAAUUAGUUAUUAAAAAAAAAGCAAUGAAGUAAAAACUAAAGAUUAAUUUUUUUUUUUUUGUUUAAAUUAUAUAUUUACAAUAAUAAUCUAAAUAAAAUAAUUAUAUUUAUAAAGAAAAUAAUGUUUUGAAAUAAUGAAUAAAUAAAAAAAAAUAUAAAAUUUAAA